AUGACGGCGGAGCAGCCCCAUGUCCCCAGCAGGGUGUCACAGAGCACGGCGCAGAGCGGGUCCCCCCCGGCCCCGGGGCAGCCCCCGUGCGGUGGCGGCAGGACGGAGGUGACGCCGCCGGGGGCCGCAGCGCGCGGAGAGGGGGCCCUCAUGGGCGAGCUCUCGCAGCUGGUGCAGGCGGCCGUGAGGAGCAGCAGCUGGUGGGAGCGGCACGGUGUGGACAUCUGCAUCCUCGGCCUCAGCUUCCUCCUGCUGCCCGCCGGGUUCCUGUGCCUGCGGUCAGCCCACGCCACCCCCUUCCUGGCCGGCAUCGUCAUCCUCGGCGUCGUGCACCACACACUGACCGUGAAGGGCAGCCACCUGGCCAGCCACAACGCCCUCACCGAGUCCAAGGCCUGGGGCAAGGUGUGGGCCGUCUUCUUCAUCGAGCUCUGCUCAGCGUUCACGGCCGAGCAGGCCACCUACAACCACGUGAAGCUCCACCACGGCUACACCAACAUCAUCGGCCUGGGCGACUCCAGCACCUGGAAGCUCCCUUUCCUGAACCGCUACGUCUACAUGUUCCUCGCGCCUCUCGCCGUGCCCGUCAUCACCCCUCUUGUGGCGCUGGAUUUGCUGCGGAGUGUCAAGUGGACAACAGCUCUCCGGACCGUUUGCUUCAUGUUUCUGGGUCUUUAUUCCCACUACUGGAUUCUGCUCCACGUCUCAGGCUUCCAGUCUGCCUGGUCUGCUCUGCUCUGCAUGCUGGUCACCCGCUCCCUCCUUGCACAUCCCUAUAUCCAUGUAAACAUCUUCCAGCACAUCGGGCUGCCCAUGUUCGCGGCCGAGCGGAAGCCCGCGCGGAUCCGGCUCAUGAGCCUCGGCGUGCUCAACCUGCCCCGCAACGCGCUGCUCGACUGGGCCUUCGGCCACUCGCUCAUCAGCUGCCACGUGGAGCACCACCUCUUCCCCAGCCUCUCCGACAACAUGUGCCUGAAGAUCAAACCUAUCGUCUCCCGAUACCUGCGGGAGCAGCGGCUGCCCUACAACGAGGACUCCUACGCGUCCCGGCUCCGGCUCUUCCUGCAGAAAUACGAGGAGCUGAUGGUCCACGCUCCUCCCAUAACAGAGCUGGUCGGCAUCCAGUAAGCCCCAGCCACUGUGGCACCGUGGUGGCUUCGGCAGCAUCGGCACACAGGACACUCGCCUCCAUAAA
This is a messenger RNA of Nothoprocta perdicaria, 1195 nucleotides long. RefSeq names its product fatty acid desaturase 6 (gene FADS6). NCBI's taxonomy places the organism in Eukaryota, Metazoa, Chordata, Aves, Tinamiformes, Tinamidae. Bases 1 to 1128 code for a protein of 375 amino acids. Gene Ontology annotation, biological process: lipid metabolic process. The transcript has 6 exons. The record is from RefSeq and is a predicted model, not a curated record. Gene Ontology annotation, cellular component: membrane. Gene Ontology annotation, molecular function: oxidoreductase activity, acting on paired donors, with oxidation of a pair of donors resulting in the reduction of molecular oxygen to two molecules of water.